AACAUUCGCUUUUCUUUGUUUGCUUGUCUCAUCAGGAUUAGAGAAGGACACUCACACGGAGUUCUUUUGUUUAUUCCAUCUAUAUUACGUUAAGAAUCCCACUUGGCGAAAAAGGACCAUCGAAAGGAAAAUAAAAUAGUUAGUCGGCCUAUUUUAGUUGACUUCCAAAUUAUGCGCAACUUUGUGAAUGAGACAGACUGAGGAAGAAGACUAAAGAAUGAGGAAUUUGGAUUUUGAUGAGACCGCAAAACUCUACGACGAAGCUACAGAACUCGUCGCUAAUGGAAACCACGUCAAGGCCUUGGAGAUACUUGAAGAUUUGAUUUUUGCCCAUAAGCAAGCCGAGGACUCAAGUAUUCUUCAUAACGAUCAAGGUUAUAUACUCUUAGAACUAGCGAAAAUACAAGAGAACCCUGACUUGAAGUUCGCAUAUAGGUUGGGUUCCGUUGAAUGCUUUGAAAACGCUGGGAUAUCACCACUCUCUGCAUGUUCUCUCUGCUUUUUAGCCCAAGAGCUUGAGUCAGUGAUGUAUGCCAAGAAAUGCCUGAGCAAAGCGAGAGAAGGUUUACAGUUAACUAACUCAAGCUGCUCGGAUAUUAAAGAAAGGGACGGUAACGUCAAAGAAAUUAUGACUAUAAUAGGUAAAGCAGAGUUCAUCAUCGCUGAGUCCGAGGCUUCUUCUACAAAGAAGUGCGAGCUACUAACUGAUUUGGAGUCAAAGAAGAGUCCAGAGCCGCCGCUUAAGCAUGAGUAUAAAGGACUGAGGUCGUAUUGGUUAGGUUUGGAUGUUAAGAUGAAAAGGGACUUUAUGAAAGUAAGCGUAGCAAAUCUUUUACGUUUUGUCGAGGGAGUAGAACAUUACAAAGCGGAGGGACGAGAUGCUUUGGAGCAAGUUCUCGCUUCUGCAAGGGAAGACAGUAAAUGGACAUUCUGGAUGUGUAGAACUAAAUGUUUGAAGAAGUUCUCUAGUGCUGAAGAAUGUAGGAAUCAUUUUGAACAAGAACAUGCUGCAGAUUUUAAAAUUUCAUCACAAAAGGGUAAGGUCAUGAGGAUAGGAAAAGAUUGGGCUCGUAAGAUAUCUGUUGGAAGUUGGGAACCAGUAGACGCAGUAGCUGCCGUUGAAAUGAUCAAGAACCGGCUCGCAGAUGUGAAAGCGUUUGCAUCUAAGAAUGGAUGGUCCAAAGAAUGGCCUAUAGCUGUGGAUGAAGAGCGGAGUAAGUUACUCAAGGAAGUCAAAUUGCUCCUUGUCUCGUUUUGUAACCGUAAAAUUCUCUCAUGUAGCAUCCGAGACUGGGUGAUGCGUUAUCCACUUGAGCAUCUUGGAAAACUUGGAGUUUCUGAACAGAAUCUUGUCGAUUAUCACAUAGUGGAAACACCUCAGAGUAUAUGUUUUCUAGAAUGCCAUGAACUCAAUCAAAUCCUAGGCUUUCUUAAAACCAUCAAGUGUGAAAGGGAUGAUGGUACAGAUCUGGUUUGCAGAGCAGUGGACAGCGUCUUGGCUCGUACUCAAGUUAAAGAAAAGAUCGACUUUGAUCCUCAGUAUUCGUAUCUGCUUCUGGAUAAAAGACUGCUGAAAAACAAUGAUGCUCCAUUUGAUGAUGAAGGAACAAUCAAAGUUUAUAAUCCAAGUGUUUACUACGCCAAGGCACAUGCUCAUGGAGAUGAUAUCAUAUCCUGGUUAACUGACUACAAUUCAGUGGAUAAGACUUUUCCCAGACCUAUCAGGGAACACAAUUUUAGUAUCUGGGUGGCUGUUCUGAAAGCUGUUCAGUUCACAUGUAGGACUCUGGGGGCCAAAUAUGCAAAGAAAGUGCAGUUCUUGAUUUUUGAUACAGCUCUUAAUGUUGUUGAGAAAUUUUGUACGAUUGAAGAUGAAAGGAGAAGGAAUCUGCCGGAAGACCAGUGGAGCUUAUAUUCAUCUCUUGUAUGUGAUUUUUGUGAAAAGGAAGUUUCUGAAGAUUCCUUCCCUACAAAAUUGUUGUUCUUGUGUGCAAUACGAGAUAUCCUGGAAGGAGCAUUGCAUCCGACGUUUGAUUCCCCUGAUAUAGAAGAUUGCUUGAAUCUUAUACGUGAACGUAAAACUCUCAGUGACAAUAAAGUGUUGAAGUCCGUAUGCCUUCUCAAAUCAGUGGUCACCCAAAAGAUUCUUCUAAUGGAUUCAAAAUUUUUGCUGAUUGAUAAUUCAAGGAUUAGAUUGCUAAACAGCCUCAAAAGGCUUUCUGCUUUUGGC
Messenger RNA from Camelina sativa (false flax), 2230 nucleotides. NCBI's taxonomy places the organism in Eukaryota, Viridiplantae, Streptophyta, Magnoliopsida, Brassicales, Brassicaceae. The record is from RefSeq and is a predicted model, not a curated record.